Rhinichthys klamathensis goyatoka is the source of this 545-nucleotide messenger RNA. It is a transcript of the gene dpy30, whose product is annotated as dpy-30 histone methyltransferase complex regulatory subunit. The transcript has 5 exons. The record is from RefSeq and is a predicted model, not a curated record. Gene Ontology annotation, cellular component: Set1C/COMPASS complex. NCBI's taxonomy places the organism in Eukaryota, Metazoa, Chordata, Actinopteri, Cypriniformes, Leuciscidae. Bases 78 to 401 code for a protein of 107 amino acids.
CUACUCUAGCGUCAUUCAAGCGUGUGUUUUGCGCAUGCGCAACGCCAACAGCGUAGAUUAGAAACCAACAACAAACUAUGGCGGACGAACACACUGAUGCUGAGCAAAGCAUGGAGGGACACACUGCUGUCCCAGAAAAUCCUCAUGCAGAAUAUGGGCUCACUGAAAACAUCCAGAGAAUAGUGGAGAAUGAGAAAACAACCUCUGAAAAAGUCACCAAACAGAAGGUGGACCCUCAGACCCUGCAGACGCUUCCUACACGAGCGUAUCUGGAUCAGACGGUGGUUCCUAUUCUCCUGCAGGGCUUGUCGGUUCUGGCCAAGGAAAGGCCUCCAAAUCCCAUCGAGUUUUUAGCGGCAUUCUUACUGAAGAACAAGUCCCAGUUUGAGGAACGUAAUUAAAGGCACGGCGUGCUGCGGAAGACUUAGGUUAUUAUUUUUUUUGUGUGUGUUGUGAAUGUAAAUGUAAUGGUGUCACGCUCUUCAGAUUGUUUGUUUCCCGAUGUUACUGUAGUUUUUUAAACUAAUAAAAUGUUCAAGCAGUGA